AUGUCUUUUCCCCAGGAUCAACGCCGCCGCGGUGGAGCUGGCGCUGGCUUCAGCGCAACUGGCCGACGGACGGCACUGGGGUACUGGCUUCCUCUAGCACUCACAGUGGGAGUCGCAACUAUCAGCAUUGCAGCAUGGGUUUGGAGUGAACGAAAUGAAGACGAUGACGACGACCACCCUUAUGACCAAGGAGGCCACUACCGGCCGCCGCCGCCGGUCAAUGUCGAAGGUAGCUGCCCACCUUCAUACACCACACAAGAUUAUACAAGGGGCACAGAGGAGGACGAACUAGCACAUGGCGAGCAUUCUUACGAUCCUAGCUUCAUGGCUCGUAUGCAGGGUGCUUUGCGCCGGACUCCGAGUCCACAGCAGAUCUUCGAUGGCGCGAGCCGGAGAGUUGUGGCCGGAGUAACCGCUGCUGGACAGUUUGUUGGCGGUGCACUCACAUCAAUCCGGGAAGAGAAUCGGGGCGACUUUGAGGAUCAUUCCAGAUGGUCUGAAGAGGCCCAAUCCAGGGCCACCGAAAGGGUCCAGCAAGAGGCUGAUAUUGAACCGACUAUGAGCGGCGCUCUUCCUCAUUUUGGAAAAGGACAGCAUUCAUUUGAUAAAAAGAAGAAGAUUGUGGCUGUAGUCGUAUCCUCCCUCUUACCCGAUAACGCUGACGAAUUUACUUCCUCCCAACAUGCAUCAAUUCUUUCUCACCUUCCUGAACAUGUGGAUCUGGAUGAUUCCCGUAUCUUUGUCUUGAUCUAUGCCCCUGGCUUGAAGCAUGCAGUUGGCCAAGCCAGUGCUUCCCAGCCGACACAAUCAAUAACCUCCUCGUAUUCAAAUAUCGCGACUGAGGAAGCCACGUCUCCAGGGGAAAUGAUUGAUGGGAAUCUAUCUGCCGUGGAUCCUCGCCAAGAAGAUGAUUUCGAAGGUGCAAACCCAUUCUUCCGGAAUCUUUAUACGCAAGCCCAAACACUCGUCGAAAAGGAGAGUAUGAUUAUGCCUUUCAGUACAGCCACUGGAUACGUUCACCUUGUGCGCCAUCUUGCGCCUGAUCUAGUCUUCGUUCAGGAAUCCCUGACUGGCGACACCGGUGACGCAGUCCAGCACAUCGCUGGCUGGGUUCGACAAGUCAUCGUCGUUGUUGGAGACGAGGGUGGCCGUGGAGGACUCAUUGAUAGUGAUGAUGAGUCGGCCCUCGCCGACAAGGGCGAACGAUGGUGGCAAAAAGAAGGCACCACUGGUAUUGGAAAACGAAUUGAUGUUGUUGAUGUCCUCCGUGUAGGUGAUGACUGGCGACGUCGUGUGAGAGGCUUGGACUAG
Penicillium taxi is the source of this 1311-nucleotide messenger RNA. RefSeq lists its product as uncharacterized. The record is from RefSeq and is a predicted model, not a curated record. The transcript is spliced from 2 exons. The coding region runs from base 1 to 1311 and encodes 436 amino acids. NCBI's taxonomy places the organism in Eukaryota, Fungi, Ascomycota, Eurotiomycetes, Eurotiales, Aspergillaceae.